Aspergillus wentii DTO 134E9 is the source of this 486-nucleotide messenger RNA. Its product is annotated as hydrophobin family protein. Gene Ontology annotation, cellular component: fungal-type cell wall. The transcript has 3 exons. Gene Ontology annotation, molecular function: structural constituent of cell wall. Lineage: Eukaryota; Fungi; Ascomycota; Eurotiomycetes; Eurotiales; Aspergillaceae. The record is from RefSeq and is a predicted model, not a curated record. The coding region runs from base 1 to 486 and encodes 161 amino acids.
AUGCAGUUCACUUCCACCCUCGCUGUUCUCGCCACUUUGGCCACCUCUGCUCUCGCUGUCCCCCCUGUCGCUGGUGGUGAGGGUGUCGGUAACGGUGUUGAGAACAAGGGCAACGGCGAUGUCCGCUUCCACGUCCCCGACUCCGUGACCGUCAAGGAAGGUCAGGACAAGUGCGGUGACCAGGCUCAGCUCUCGUGCUGCAACAAGGCCACCUACGCCGGUGACACCACCACCAUUGACAAGGGUCUCCUCGCUGGUGCUCUCAGCAACCUCGUCGGCACCGGCUCUGGUGCCGAGGGUCUCGGUCUCUUCGACCAGUGCUCCAAGCUUCCUUUGCAGGUUCCCAUCCUUGCUAUCGGCCUCAACGAUGUGCUCAACCAGCAGUGCAAGCAGAACAUUGCUUGCUGCCAGGACAGCGGUGCCAGCGCGGACGGAGACGUUAUCGGAGCUGCUCUCCCUUGUGUUGCGCUCGGCUCCAUCCUCUAA